Molecule: messenger RNA, 648 nt
Organism: Cynara cardunculus var. scolymus (artichoke)
Lineage: Eukaryota; Viridiplantae; Streptophyta; Magnoliopsida; Asterales; Asteraceae
Product: late embryogenesis abundant protein At1g64065
Exons: 2
Coding region: 1-648 (215 amino acids)
Source: RefSeq, a predicted model, not a curated record
AUGGAUGAAAGAGAGCAGGUGAGACCACUGGCUCCAGCCAAUGAUGAAGAACCAAUCUUAGAGAAAACCACCUUGCAACGAAGGAACCACGUGAUCAAGUGGUGCGGUUACAUGGUUACUGUCGUAAUCCUCCUACUUGUGUUGCUGGUUAUCUUGAUCUUUACGGUCUUUAAGAUUAAAGAACCAGAGAUCAGAAUGAAUAGUGUCAUGGUUGAUCGUAGUUUCAACCUUAUCAAUGGCACCAUCCCUCAACCAGGAACCAACAUGUCGUUGAUAGCCGAUAUAUCAGUUAAGAACCCGAAUUUUGCAUCUUUCAGGUACAAGAACACCACAACGAGUCUAUACUACCACGGGACGGUGGUAGGGGCGGCACGAGGGCCGCCAGGGAGGUCGAAGGCACGACGGACGACGAGGAUGAACAUCACAGUGGACAUCAUGGUUGACAGUAUAUUGGGAAACCCUAACUUAGAGAGUGAUCUAGGAAGAGGAUUAUUGACAAUGAGCAGCUACACAAGAGUCGGUGGCAGGGUCAAAAUCUUGACUUUUAUUAACAAAUAUGUGACAGUGAGGAUGAAUUGCACCAUGAAAGUCAACAUUACUAGUAGAGCAAUUGAAGACCAAAAGUGUACGAGGAAAGUCAAACUCUAG